Molecule: messenger RNA, 966 nt
Organism: Geodia barretti
Lineage: Eukaryota; Metazoa; Porifera; Demospongiae; Tetractinellida; Geodiidae
Source: the annotation of a GenBank genome assembly
AUGGCUAAGCGGACGAGAGAUGAAGAUCUAGACUCAGAGUUUGAGUUCUCUUCCGAAGCGAAGAAGAGGACGUGGCGAGAUGAUCCUCUUGCUGCGUCUAAGAGUGGCGGAACGAGCGGACCCCGGCACUCGGUGCCCGUCCCCUCCAAGCAGCUGGUGACUCAGGAGUACGACAAGGAAGAGUGGAGGGCGAGGCGGUUCCACUACCUCGCCAUGGACGCCUACUCCCGCCACAAGGCCCUCGUCAACCACUACCUUCUGUUCAGCGGCCACGGGAUCGAACACCUGAAGCGCUCCACGGACAAAGACCGUAACGACUACUCCGUACUGGGAGAGGAGCAUAGGUUUCUAUGGACGGAGAAGGACGCGCCCGACACGUGGGAAAAGAAGCUAGCAAAGUCGUACUACGACCGUCUGUUCAAGGAGUAUGCCAUAUGUGACUUGAGCCGGUACAGGGAGAACAAGAUUGCUCUGAGGUGGCGGGUGGAGAAGGAGCUGGUGGACGGGAAGGGACAGUUUUCCUGUGGAAACAAACACUGCAGUGAGCUAAGGGACCUCCAAAGCUGGGAGGUCAACUUUAACUACUUGGAGCACGGCCAAAAGAAACAGGCACUGGUAAAAGUUCGACUCUGCAAAGAGUGCUCAGUGAAACUCAACUUCCAUCACAAGAGAAGGCCGUGGAAGAGAAAGGAAAAGAAAAAGGGAGAGGACACGGAAGAGCCCACAUCAUCCAAGAAAAGGCACAAAAAGAGUAAGACCAAGAAGGACAAGAAGAAGCAUAAACAUAGACACAGGGAGGGGAGGAAAGGUUCAGGGUCAGAAGAGAGUGGGUCGGGAGGGGAGUCAGAGGCUGAGACUGCCGGGGAAGGGGGCAGCUCUGUGUGGAGACAGAGUGCUGCAGCCACACUGGAGGAGAAGUCACAGGAGGACGAGUUCGAGGACUACUUCAAGGACAUGCUUUUGUAG